AGCGCGGUGACGGUCGCAUCGCCUCAGCUGCAGUAUGCCAAGUUUUUCCUGUUUCCGACUCCGGUUUUCAUUUUAUUGGGGAAAAACAUUUCGCUGAAGCCGCCUGGGGUGUCGAAAGAAGAGAAAGAAGGAGGGAAAUGCCGCGAGUUUGAGGAGGAAAAGCGCACAGAGAUGCGAGCUGCGAGGAGACGCGGACGCUGUUGGGACCUCCUCGCCUGGCUUCUCGUCCUGUGCGCGGAGUGCGCGUGCGGCCGAGGAACUGCAGGAGACACCGUUUCCGAUUCGUCCUCCGCCGGCGGGACGUUGCCGCACUUCCGACAGGAGCCAGAAGACGCCUACAUCAUCAAGAGCAACCCGAUCCGGUUGCGGUGCCGUGCCACUCCCGCCCUGCAGAUUUUCUUCAAGUGCAACGGGGAAUGGGUUCACCAGAACCAACACAUGGUCCUGGAAUAUAUGGACCAGAACACGGGUGUGAAGGUGCGUGAGGUGAUGAUCAACGUCUCUCGGCAGCAGGUAGAGGAUUUCCACGGCCCUGAGGAUUAUUGGUGCUUGUGUGUGGCCUGGAGUCACCUGGGGACAUCCAAGAGCCGCAAAGCCACUGUGCGCAUCGCCUACCUGCGUAAGAACUUUGAGCAGGACCCACAGGGGAAGGAGGUUCCCAUCAGGGGCAUGAUCGUUCUGCACUGCCGGCCUCCAGAGGGUGUACCCACUGCUGAGGUGGAGUGGUUAAAGAACGAUGAGCUGGUGAGUUCACUCGACGACGACAACAUCGACACUCGAGCCGACCACAACCUGAUCAUUAACGAAGCGCGACUCUCUGACUCGGGGAACUACACCUGCCUGGCCAGCAACAUCGUUGCCAAGAGACGCAGUGCCACGGCUACUGUGGUCGUCUUUGUGAACGGAGGCUGGUCUCUGUGGACUGAGUGGUCUCAGUGCAGUGUGGAUUGUGGGAGAGGAGUACAGAAGCGCUCUCGAACCUGCACUAACCCGGCUCCGCUGAACGGAGGAGCGUUCUGCGAGGGCAUGUCUGUCCAGAAGAGCACCUGUACCGCACCCUGUCCCGUGGACGGAGGAUGGGACGAGUGGAGCGAGUGGGCAGCGUGUAGCGUCCAGUGCGAGAGGCAGAGAUGGAGGGAGUGUACCGCGCCGGCUCCUCGCAACCGCGGAAGAGCCUGCGAGGGCAAAGGUCAUGACGUGGAGAACUGUACCGGCGACCUGUGCACUCAAGAUGGGAAGAUGCUACAUGAUGUUAAGCCUCAAAGUAUGGAUGGCUCCAACGAGGUGGCACUGUACUCGGGACUGGCAGCAGGAGCCAUCGCCGUCACCGUCCUCGUCAUAUCUGUGACGCUCUACCGCCGGAACCAGAGCGAAUACGGAGUCGAUGUCAUCGACUCAUCUGCCCUCGCUGGCGGAUUCCAGUCCUUCAACUUCAAAUCCACCAGACAAGGCAACGCUCUGCUUUUGAAUUCGUCGGCCCGGCCUGAGCAGACCUACAGCUUCCGCGACUCCGUGGGGAAAGAGCUGUUCGACCCUCUGCCUGACGCCACAGCGAAAGUCCAGAGCACCUUCACGGCCGAGUACCACGCCAAGACUUACCCUCAGGACCUGACAUCACCGCUGCCCACCAACAACGGGCCCUACAACUCCUACAGGACUCACCUGAGGAGCAGCGGCGUGUUCGGGCACCAGGGAGGACGACUCGUCAUGCCCAACGCAGGUGUCAGUCUGCUGGUGUCCCAUGGGGCGAUCGCCGAGGACACGUCCUGGGAAAUGUACAUGCUCAUCGAUCAAGGAGAAUCCAGUGCACCAUCGUUAGAGAGAUGCGAAAUCCUGCUGGGACCAGAGGUCACGUACGGCCCCCCAGGCCUGAGCCUGACCUCCCCUGUUGCCAUGACGAUAGCCCACUGUGCCGAGGUCAUCGGCGAGAACUGGAGCGUUCGCCUGAAGAAGAAAACGAAGGACGACGAGUGGGAGGAAGUGAUGUCGGCAGAGGACGAUUCGACUUCCUGCUACUGCCUCCUGGACUCUGGAAGGUGCCACCUGCUGCUGAGUGAGCCAGGCUCGUACGCCCUCGUCGGAGAACCUCUGAGUGACGGCGCCACCAAGAGGGUGAAAGUGGCCGUGUUCGGCAGCUCGCACUCCUCCAUGAGCUACGGUCUGCGAGUGUACUGUGUCGACGACACGCCUCACGCCUUUCAGGGAGUGGUGACUGCAGAGAGCAGCAGACACGGCUUGCUCCUGGAGGAACCCAAGACUCUUCUGUUUAAAGGGAACACCUACAGUCUACAGGUCUCCAUCCAGGAUCUGCCCCAGUUCCCAUGGAGCAUCAAACCAUUUAGCACCUGUCAGGAGUUCUCCUUCUCACAGGUAUGGAGCAGUAACCAGCAGCCUCUGCACUGUGCCUUCUCUCUGGAGCGCUUCAACGUCGGCACCACGCAGCUCUCCUGCAAGAUCAGCGUGCGCCAGGUCAAAGGUCACGAGCAGAUCCUGCAGGUCUACACCUGUGUGGAGGAGAAGGAGAAAGAGACGCUCCCAUUUUUUAUGCAGACCGACUGCACGGUCACCUCCCAGACGGGCGCCAAAGCCUUCAAAAUCCCUCCAUCCAUUCGGCAGCGCAUCUGCGCCACCUUCGACACUGCCAACGCCAAGGGCAAGGACUGGCAGCUCCUUGCCCAGAAACUCCACAUUCAGAGGAACCUGUCGUACUUUGCGACGCAGCGCAGCCCGUCUGGGGUCAUCCUCAGCCUGUGGGAGGCUCGGCACCAGGCCUCCGGAGACCUGGACUCGUUGGCCAGCGCCCUCGAGGAGAUCAGCAAGAUCCACUCGAAAAGCUCGGCCCAGAGCCCAAGCGAGACGCAGCCGGACUACAAUCAGUGACGGACACGGACUCAAUCCGUCUGUAAACACAUGACGCGAGUGCUCACGUCCGGCUCCCGAGAAAGAGAGAGACGUGACCACGAGGACUGCGUAAUGAUGGAGUAAAAGGACACGCUGCUUUAAAAAAAAAAAUUUUAUAUAUAUAUAUAUAUAUAUAUAUAUAUAUAUAUAUAUAUAAAGGGGGGGAGGAGAGCACUUGAAAGUUCUGCCUCAGCUGUACCAUCAUUAUGAGGGUCAGCUCGGGUCAUAAACCUUCUUAUCCAUUUCCUUUUUUCUUUUCAGCUUCGCCACUGGUUCACAGGCAGCAUGGACCUUUAACGCUUCAGUGUGCUACUUUUUUCGUGGUUUGGUUGCACUAUAAAGCAUCGUAGAGGUCAAAUAUGUGGCGCGUUUCCGAAGACGCGACGUGGUUUCCCCUUUGUGAGUGAGGAUGUGUUUUUCCGCACACUGUGUACUGCGACGUUUCGUGUUGCCGGUAGGGAGCCAUUGUAAAAGCAGCAACUGGGACGCAGAUGAAUAAAAAUAUGUGCUUUUCUGUUUAAUGUUGUUUUUCAGACGUGUAAGGAGGAGGUUGGGGGGAGAGGGAGCAUAAGCAGGGAUCUCGGGUUGAACACCAACACAACGGCUCCCACGUGUUUCUCUUAGAUAACAGUAGCAGUUACCGCGGUCGUCUCUGCACCGAGGACGUUGCUCUGGCCACACGCUUAGUUAGAUAACUGACACGAGCCCAAAAUCAGCUUAAAAAAAAAAAAAUAAAGCGCCUCAAUCUGACACGCACCUCGUUUCCUGUAACCGAUACAGAGGAAGAUGUUAUUGAGCCUCUUACAGUACGGCGUCAGUUUAGAGAGAGAAUUAAGGCGAACAGCCGCUUUUAGAACAGGAUUAACAUUGUGUUUAACAUCCGCCAUGUUGAUGCUGUUGCCUGUUUUUUCUUUUCCUUUCCUUUUCUUUUUCUGACAUGUUUUCAUGAAGAGAUUUAUAUAUCAAGUGAAUUAUGUAUAUUUUUCUCUCGUUUUGGCGACAGAAACGGAACGGAGAAAAUCUACAAGAUUUAAUAUCUGUCAGUUUCUGUUUGUCUCCAUAGCGAUCAACAUCCUAAAGAUGACGACGCAGAAAGAAGAAAGGAAUUACAUGAACUUUCCGGAAGCUGCCCUUUUAAUGCCAGAGUUUCCCAUCAAAGGCAAAACUGAUGAUGAUGAUUUUCCUGAAAUAAACUAAAUUAUUCUGGUCUCCUCCUCAGCUCAGCCCUCCUGAUGAAAAUCCAGCCACAUGACAAAUAUAUGCAUAACUACAGGAUUUUUUUUCCCACACAAUUUUAAUGUACCGAUAAACAGU
Messenger RNA from Neoarius graeffei (lesser salmon catfish), 4215 nucleotides. It is a transcript of the gene unc5db, whose product is annotated as unc-5 netrin receptor Db. The transcript has 17 exons. Gene Ontology annotation, biological process: netrin-activated signaling pathway. The record is from RefSeq and is a predicted model, not a curated record. Gene Ontology annotation, cellular component: membrane. Bases 172 to 2880 code for a protein of 902 amino acids. Gene Ontology annotation, molecular function: netrin receptor activity; protein binding. NCBI's taxonomy places the organism in Eukaryota, Metazoa, Chordata, Actinopteri, Siluriformes, Ariidae.